GCAAAGACGCCCUCUUGAGAGCAAAAGGCCAAAGGCGAUAUGACGACGCCCAAGUCCAAUAGCAGACGACUCGACAAGGACGAGAAGAAUGUCCUGCUCCACCUUCUCCAGGCUCCCAAGCUGACCAACUGCGACAUUGCCCGGAUAUUGAAGGUCGACGAGCGCACAAUCAGCCGGAGGAGGAAGCAACUCAGGACCCUCGGCCACCUGAGCCCCGAGAGGAACGUCAAGAACGCAGAGAAGCUCCAUGAGUGGCAGCUCGAGAGAGUCAUUGCCCUGCUCGACCAGAACCCGGACCUGCAGCUCAAGGACGUCAGGGACUUUUUGCAGACAGAGUACGAUCUCACCGUUACCGUGUCCACCAUCAGCCGCCAGCUCUCUAGGGCAAAUCACGCCCGGGCGAGGAGACCAGGCUACAAGGGCAAACGGCCAGACCUGCAGCCCCCAGAACCACCCUUGCCCGCCCAGGGCCAGCCUGAAUAUGGCUUGUCUGAUCCAGCAGUUCUCGAGCAGCCACGCCAGAAUCAGCCUCCAGCAACAAGCAAGCUGCCACCCACGCUUACCGCGCAGCAGGAACGCCCUGCCAUAUUGAAGUGUCCCUACUUUGCAGCUUUUCCCCAGGAAUAUUCGAGCCACCCCUUCUGCCAGAAUGCCUGGCCUACCGCGCGUGAUGCAAAGGAUCACAUAAUAAAACAGCAUUCCGCACCCAGAUUCAGGUGCAACCGCUGCAUGGGUCACUUUGAUGACAACACCGCCCUGGUCUUGCACCACCGAGCCCCACAGCCUUGCCCGCUGCGCGAAUGGGUCGUGCCCGAGGGUGUCGAUGAAGAUCAAAAGGACAAGCUACGGAGGGUAGGCCAGGGCGACGAGAUUGAGAGGUGGAAGAAGAUGUUCCGCAUAAUCUUUCCAGGUCUCCAAGAGAUGCCCGAUCACAUGUUUUAUGAUCCUGCAUAUUUCCCAGCUAUUGACCCUGCCUUGGGGGCUCUUCCACAGGCAAGCCAGGUGGAAGGUGCGGCGGCAGUAGCAGCCGCUGAAUAAUGUCGAGCCCGCCAACAGCCCGCUGCCGGGCUGAUAUACCCAAGCCCGCCCCGUCGCCUGCCUGCGAUCUAACAAUAUGCAACUCUAUAAACGCCUACACUUAUGCAAAUCCAACCGUGUCCUGAUGACAGUACGCCAAGGUGUGCCCCAUGCGCCACUGCCGUCUGUAAACAAUCAAGCCCAAACAGGAGAACAGGAAACAGGGGAAUAGGGAACAGGGGAACAGGCUCCGGAGGGCUGCUGACACGCUCCGCCCGACCUUUUACCAGUACGGUCCAUCGCUGCCAGAGCCCUCCGACGCGGGGUCCCAGUCCCGCUCUAUGCGCCACGCGUCCUCGGCCCUGAUGCCCAUGAAGGCAAUGUCGCAUCCGCGGUGGCCGUACUUCUCCGAGAAGACGCGCCUGCCCGUCUCGAUCAUCAUGUCCAGGCCUACCUGGAAGCCCUCGGGGUCCCUGUAGAAGGGCUCGCCCUCACCCCCACCCUGCCGGAGCUGCCACAUGUUCCGCCACCAGCCGCCGUCUAUGUACUUGACGGCCUGCAUCCGGUAGGCUAUGUCAACCAGCUGCUCGAUGGUCUCUCCCUGCUCGUCCACCAGCCUCUUGCGCUCAAUCUCCUUGGCGUCCGACUCGGACCUGUUCGACUCGUCGGGUCUCGGCGGAUCCUUGGCUGUCUUGUCCUCGUCCUGUUGUGCUUCGGCAGGGCCCGGGUCACCGGCAAACGUUGCAUGGAUGCCGGGUAUCCGGAAGAAGGCGGCUAUAUUGUCGAGCGUCGUCGAGGUGUCGAUAAUGAUGCCGAUCUGGGUCGAGCCUUGGAAGUAGCCUGCCCACUGGAGGCGGUCGUACCUAGGAGCAGCCCGGUCAGCCAGGCAUCCCCACGACGUUGUACUGUGGCAAGGCAGAGGGUGGGGGGGCGGGGAAUGCGGCCGGGAAAAUGCCAGCUUACAUGUCACAGUCGGUGGCGUAGAAGGGGAUGUGUGUAUCCCAACCGCCGACGUCCAAGAUGGCAUCCCGGUGGACCAGGGUCAGGUGGUCGUAGGCGAAGAAGUGGUGGGCCCACUUUGGGAUGCCGGGCUGGUGAAGAUAGCGCAUGAUGGCAACGGCCCUCGCGUAGAGCGAGUAGUUGGCGACGUGUUUGGAGCCGUCAGCGUGGGGGCGGAACUCCUUCUCGAAUGAAAAGGCCACGACGUCCUGGUGGGACCAGAAGAAGUCUGACCAGUUGCGCUGGAGGGCGGUCCAGGCGUAGAAGUUCUGGAGCUGGGCAAAGGUGAAGAGGGUCGGGGUGACGAUGACGUUGACGCCCAGCAUGGCAAGCUGCGAGUGGUUCAGGUAGAAGGGGUUCUGGAGGGUGAGGAGGUUGUCGCGGUUGGAGUACAUGACGCCGGUGUUCUCGACGACGUAGAUGUCCUCGGGGGGCCAUCCGGCGGUGAUGUAGCUGGACACGCACUGGAGCAGCUGGGGCCAGUUGCGGGUGAAGCCGAUGAGGAGGGGCGUGUCCUCGGGGACGUGGGGGUGAGGAGGGCGGUUGAUGUCGGGCACGCUGGCGCGCAGCUGGCGGGCGACGUCGGCGGGGUUGUCCCGGGACAGCAAGGGGAAGGGGUCGGGGAUGGGCUUGGCGGGCUGGCGCGGGGGCUUGGGCGGGGGCUUCUUCUUCAUCUCGUAGUCAUCGUUCCUCCAGGAGAAGAACUCGCGCUCGAGGGGGUCCAUGGGCUUCUGGUGGGGGCCGGGCUCGUCCAGGAGGAAGGCGGCAUCAGAGUCAUGAUGGGCGGCGGGGGGCCCGGUGGCACGAGGCUUGACGUCCUGCUUGGUGGGCAGCAGGAUCUCGUAGCCGCCGUCGCUGAUCCAGGUGAUGAUGGAGGGGAAGUCUGCGUGGGGGGCAGGGCGGUGGUGGUGGUGGGAGGUCAGGUAGAAGAUGCUGAGCAGGAAGACGAGCAGCACGAUGACGCCACGCAAACGGUAGAGGGCUGAGCGGCGGUAAGACAUGGCACUCGGAGGCUGGAGAACAGCAGCACAAAUGUUCCCAUCACGCUCGCCGCGGGAGCUUGCGGGUGCACGGGUAUAAAAAUGAACAAGCAACCCGGGCCAGGGGCGCCUCAGCCUCAGGGAAAAGGUGGGCGGAUGGAUGAUGACGAUGUUCAGGAGCGCGGGGCGUGGGCACGGGCGGGUCAGGCGCUCGGGUGCGGGUAUGCAGACAGGGCCCUGACAAGGGCUCGGGGCCGGCGAGGCAAGGGGGAAAUGAUGCUAAUGAAACAUGCAAAAGAGAGAGUCGCCGAUGGCGGGGGUUGCUGAGAAAGGUGAAGAGGUGAAGAGGUGGGCGGUAGAAGACAGGAAAAGAAGACAGAGAAGACAGAGGCAGACAGAGCAGACAGACAGGAAGAGGGAGGGAGGGAGAGAGAGAGAAGAGAGCUGAGGUGGCAGGAUGCUUCUCCGUAAAGUCGAAACAAAUCGUGUCGUCUCGGGGCCAUCGAUUCAUUCAUUCGUUUGUUCGUUGUUCGUUUAUUCAUUUAUUCGCCCACUACUGCCUCACCCACCACCACCACCCAUCCCACCCGUCGGGAUGCAUGGCCCGACCAAGACCAGUGGCCAGGUCGAUUGUCUGGU
Messenger RNA from Diaporthe batatas, 3635 nucleotides. RefSeq lists its product as uncharacterized. NCBI's taxonomy places the organism in Eukaryota, Fungi, Ascomycota, Sordariomycetes, Diaporthales, Diaporthaceae. The transcript has 5 exons. The record is from RefSeq and is a predicted model, not a curated record. The coding region runs from base 40 to 1038 and encodes 332 amino acids.